Gastrolobium bilobum is the source of this 4221-nucleotide messenger RNA. RefSeq names its product disease resistance protein RPV1-like. The transcript has 5 exons. Gene Ontology annotation, molecular function: ADP binding. NCBI's taxonomy places the organism in Eukaryota, Viridiplantae, Streptophyta, Magnoliopsida, Fabales, Fabaceae. The record is from RefSeq and is a predicted model, not a curated record. The coding region runs from base 25 to 3474 and encodes 1149 amino acids. Gene Ontology annotation, biological process: signal transduction; defense response.
UUAACGUUGACUUCACUUCCUUUGAUGGAGUCCAUGUCUUCUUCAUCCUUCAAUGGUCGAUGGAUCUACGACGUGUUCUUGAGUUUCAGAGGGAAAGACACGCGUAACAGCUUCGUUUCUCAUCUCCACGCUUCCCUCUCAAAUGCUGGAAUCAACACUUUCCUUGACGAUGAGAAGCUUGAGAAGGGAACGGAGUUAGGACCAGAACUACUGCGAGCAAUAGAAAGGUCUCAAAUCUCUAUCGUUGUUUUCUCCGAAACCUACACUGAAUCUAGUUGGUGUCUUAAUGAGCUCGUAAAAAUAAUGGAAUGCCACAGAACUUAUGGCCAGGUUGUUCUGCCCGUGUUUUACGGUGUUGAACCAACGCAAAUACGUUAUCAAAUGGGUGCUUUGGGAGAAGCUAUGGAAAAACUUGCAAGAAAAAAGUACUCUGGGAAAAACAUGACAAAUGUGUGGUCCAGGUGGAGGACUACACUCACCGAAGCUGCAAAUUUGUCUGGUUGGGAAGUCACCACUAGCAGCAAUCAAGCUAAAGUAGCAAAGCUUAUUCUUGAAGAGGUUUUAACAAAACUAGACAACACAUUACUGUCUAUUACGGAAUUUCCAGUUGGAUUAGAAACCCGUGUGGGAGAAGUGAUUGGGUUACUUGAAAAUCAAUCAAGCAAAGUUUGUAUGCUAGGGAUAUGGGGAAUGGGUGGAUCGGGUAAAACCACCACAGCCAAAGCCAUUUACAAUCAAAUUCAUCGCAAAUUUGAGGGUACAAGUUUCAUCGAAAAUAUUAGAGAAGUUUGCGAAAAAGAUAGUAGAGGGUAUAUUGAUUUACAAGAACAACUUAUUUCAGAUGUUCUGAAAACAAAAGUGAAGAUACAUAGUAUUGCUAUGGGGACAACUGUGAUCGAGAGAAGACUUUGUGGAAAAAGGGCACUCAUUGUACUUGAUGAUGUGAAUGAGUUUGAGCAAUUAAAAGCCCUAUGUGGAAAUCGUAAAUGGAUUGGUUCAGGUAGUGUGUUAAUUGUUACAACCAGAGAUGUGCGCCUACUUAAUGUGCUUAAAGUUGACCAUGUUCAUAGAACAAAGGAAAUGGACGAAAAUGAGUCCCUUGAGCUUUUUAGUUGGCAUGCUUUUAGAGAAGCAAGUCCAAGAGAAGACUUGAUUGAACUCUCAAGAAACAUAGUUGCAUACUGUGGGGGUUUACCACUAGCACUUGAAGUCCUUGGAUCUUAUUUAUAUGAGAGGACAGAACAAGAAUGGAGAAGUGUAUUGUCAAAACUGGAGAUAAUUCCCAAUGAUCAAGUACAAGAGAAACUGAGAAUAAGCUUUGAUGGUCUAAGGGAUGAUAUGGAAAAGGAUAUAUUUCUUGACAUAUGUUGUUUCUUUAUUGGUAAGGAUAGAGACUAUGUUACAGAUAUACUAAAUGGUUGUGGGCUUCAUGCUGAUAUUGGAUUAACAGUCCUCAUAGAGCGGAGCCUCAUAAAAGUUGAAAAGAAUAACAAGCUUGGAAUACAUGCUUUGCUACGUGACAUGGGAAGAGAAAUUGUUCGUGAAAGUUCAGCUAAAAAUCCUGAGAAGCGUAGUCGACUGUGGUUUCAAGAGGAUGUGCUUGAUGUUUUGACAAAAAAUACUGGAACAGAAACUGUUGAGGGAUUGGCUUUGAAGAUGCAAAGAACCGACAGGGUUUGCUUUAGUAGUAAUGCUUUCAAGGAAAUGAAGAGAAUGCGACUUUUACAAUUUGAUCAUGUUGAACUCAACGGGGAUUAUGGAUAUCUUUCCGAACAACUGAGAUGGGUCAAUUGGCAACGAUUUCCCUUGGAAUAUAUUCCUGAUAACUUUUAUCUGGGAAAUCUAGUUGCCAUUGAAUUAAAACACAGUAAUAUUAAAAAAAUUUGGAAGGAACCCAAGUUGCUGGGGAGGCUAAAAAUCCUCAAUCUCAGUCAUUCCAGGUUCUUGACAAAUACCCCUGACUUUUCAAAACUACCGAAUCUAGAAAAGCUCAUUCUCAAGGAUUGUCCAAGUUUGAUUGAGGUACACCAGUCCAUUGGAGAUCUAAGUAAACUUCUUCUGAUCAAUUUGAAGAACUGUACAAGCCUUACCAAUCUCCCAAGGAGGAUCUAUGAGUUGAAAUCUGUGAAAACUCUCAUACUUUCUGGUUGUUCAAAGAUUGACAAGUUAGAAGAAGAUAUAGUGCAUAUGGAAUCCUUGACAACUCUAAUUGCAAACAACACUGCUGUAAAACAGGUGCCCUUUUCGAUUGUUAGAUCCAAAAGUAUUGGAUAUAUAUCCCUGUGUGGAUAUGAAGGAUUAGUGCGUGAUGUAUUUCCUUCUCUCAUAUGGUCUUGGAUGUCACCGACAAUGAAUCCCCUAUCCCGUAUUCCACCAUUUGGGGGCAUGUCAUCAUCUCUAGUUUCCAUUGAUGUACAGGAUAAUAAUUUUGGUAAUCUAUCACCAAUGCUUGGGAACCUUCCAAAACUUCGAAGUGUUUGGGUGCAAUGCAGCUCGGAGUGUCAAUUAACUCAAGAAUUAAGAAGAAUCCUAGAUGACCUAUAUGAUGUAUAUUUUGCUCAAUUGGGAGCAUCAUCAUAUGCAUCACAAAAUUCAGAUCUUUCAUUGAGAUCACUUUUAAUUGGAAUGGGAAGUUACCAUAUGGUCAUCGAUAUUCUAGGCAAGAGCAUAUCACAGGAAUUGACAACCAAUCGUUCUAAUGAUGUUUUCCUUCCGGGUGACAAUUGUCCUUCUUGGUUGGCCUAUACAUGUGCAGGACAUUCUGUGGUUUUCCAAGUGCCUGAAGAUGGUGAUUGUCGCAUGAAGGGAAUGAUUUUAUGUGUGGUUUAUUCAUCAAAACCUGAAAACAUGGCAGCCGAAUGUCUUAUUAGUGUUUUGAUCAUUAAUUACACGAAGUGCACUAUUCUGAUACACAAGAGAGACACAGCUAUGUCCUUUAAUGAUGAAGAUUGGCAGGGUGUGAUAUCAAAUCUAGAACCUGGUGACACUGUUGAGAUUUUUGUAGCAUUUGGGCAUGGAUUGACUGCUAAGAAGACUGCUGUCUACGUAAUAUAUGGCCAGUCAAUUACUGUGGAAGUUGAGCCUUCAAUUAAUGUGGAAAUGGAGCCACCACCUGAAUUGAACGCACAAUUAUCACCUAGUGUCGAAAUGGAGCCAGCAUCUGAAUUGAACUCAAAGCCAUCACCUAGUGUGGAAAUGGAGCCAGCAUCUGAAUUGAACUCACAGCCAUCACAUAGUAUGGAAAUGGAGCCAGCAUCUGAAUUUAACUCACAGCUAUCAUAUAGUGUGGAAAUGGAGCCAUCACCUGAGAUGAAAACGGAUCCAUCACCUGAAUUGAACUCACAGCCACCAUAUAGUGUGGAAAUGGAACUAUCACCUGAGAUGAAAACGGAGCCAUCACCAAAGCCAAACAAAAGUAUCUUUGCAAGACUUACAAAGAGAAUGGGAGAAUGUUUAUGCUUGAACCAGAAUUGAGGUUUCAACAAUUUUUUAUUGAGCAUGUCAAUGUCAUUGUAAAGAACCUUGGGAUACACCACUCCAAAAGCUAGCUUAAAAGUGUAGGAGUGCCCAAGGCCUUAUAAGCUCCACAUUAGUUGCUCAUACAACCAAUGUGGGACUAUAUUUCUCAACAUGUCCCCUCACACGAGAGCCUACUGAACUUAAAGGGUGGACAACAUACAAGCCCACUUAUAUGUGAAAAUUCUACUACAAAGAAAGUGGGAGGCGGUGAGAUUUCGAACGCUCUGAUACCAUGUUAAGAACUUUGAGGUCACCACCCCAAAAGCUAACUCAAAGGGUGGGAGUGCUCAAGGCCUUAUAAACCUCACAUUAGUUGCCCAAGGCCCCAUAAAGGCAUAAUAUAGGAUUCCCUCAUUUCCUGAUUUUGCAAUGUUUAUUUGAGGUUAUGAGAAUGUUGUUAAAGUUAAUUUCUCAUUACAUUAUAGAGCUCAUGAUUGCUUGGCAAGACAAGGUAUGAUGUAUUGACGCUAUACAACCGUAGCACUAUUGGCUUCCCCAUAAGCAUGCGAAAGGAGAGUGCACCGUUGCGAGCUGAGCAUUUCUCUAAGACCAUAUGGACACGGGAUGAUGGUUGGAGCAGCAAAAGUUGUUAAAAGAGGCCAACCCAUCCCACCUCAGCCUCUAACCUACAAAAAAAUGAGGCGGGUGGGUUAAUCCCCCAUUGAUGAAUGGGUUGAUAGGUUGAAAAUUCAAAUCUAUUCC